AUGGUUCAGUGGCAGAAACCGGAAAAUGCCCUACAACGGGCAAACGAGCUGCUUAAUGUCGGUAAGAAGAUGCACGCGCUUGAAACGCUGCAUGAGGUGAUCAACGCGCCGAAGCAUCGUACGUGGUCGAAAACGCACGAGGUGAUCAUGGGCAAGCAUCUGGAACUGUGCGUCGAACUCCGCAAGCCUCAGAUGGCAAAGGACGCAUUGUUUCAGUACCGUCGCAUCUGUCAACAGGUCAACGUGAAAUCGCUGGAAGACGUUAUUCUCGCUUUUCUGGAACAAGCGGAGAAAAAGGCAGAGGAAGCGAAACAGGAAUCUCAUGGCAUGGUUGAAGAAGUGGCCGAAGAUUUGGACCAAGCCGAGAGUCCGGAGAAACUACUCUUGGCGGCAGUAUCUGGCGAAGGGGCCCAGGACAGGGCUGACCGUUCUGUAUUAAGCCCCUGGUUGCGGUUUUUGUGGGAGUCGUAUCGCCAGUGCCUCGAACUGUUGAGAAACAACAUCCAAAUGGAGCUGCUGUAUCACAAAGUAGCGAAGCUGGCGUUCCAGUUCUGUCUCAAAUACCAGCGCAAAGCUGAAUUCAGGAAAUUGUGUGAUAACCUUCGAGCUCAUUUAACUCAGAUCCAAAAGUCCCCACAGACACAUUAUAACGUCAAACUAUCCAAUCCUGAAACGAUUAUGUUGCAUCAAGAUACAAGGUUGUAUCAGCUGGACAUCGCUAUUCAGCUCGAAUCGUGGCAAGAGGCAAUCAGGACCACCGACGAUAUCCAGCAGCUGAUAUAUUUUAGUAAAAGACUUCUAAAGCCUCAGUCCCAAGCGAGUUAUUACGAGAAACUAUCCUCGAUAUACUGGAAGGCCAAUAACAAACUGUUUCAUGCCGCGGCCCUCUUGAAGCUCUUCCAGACUUUCAGGGACUGGAAGAAGAACUGGGUAGAAAAAUCUGACAGCGAUUUGGCCAGACACUUAGAUAUGGAGGAGGCGCAGCUUGAACAUCAGCGACACCUGUCCAACUUGCUCAGUUUAGCUGUUCCGCCGACCAGGCGAACUCUGUUGAAAGAACUGCUACGAUUGAACAUAAACUUCUAUGCUAUCAAACCCGCGCAAGAACUGUACCGAUACUUGGAGAUCGAAUUUUGUCCACUGGAGCUCUCGCAGAAAAUCAUCCCUGUGUUAGAGGAGAUCAACGAUAUCGGUAAACCUGAGCUCGUACAAUACCUAUCGCCGAUCAAAGAAACCGCUGCUUUGAAGAUUAUGAAACAGACUUCCCAGAUUUACAAAGCGAUUUCCUUCGAUCGAAUGCUGUCGAUAAUUCCGUUUUUUGACCAAUUCUAUCUUGAGAAACUUAUCGUUUUUGCGGGAAAGAGAAAUCUGAUUCAGGUAAAUAAAAGUCAUAUUUGUCCAGGAAGAAUUUUUUUUAAAAAUACGUGA
Molecule: messenger RNA, 1428 nt
Organism: Soboliphyme baturini
Lineage: Eukaryota; Metazoa; Nematoda; Enoplea; Dioctophymatida; Soboliphymatidae
Source: the annotation of a GenBank genome assembly